GUGAAGGUUCAGACUAAACUGAUGUGAUCGAAGAUCACAACGCCGAAAGGGGGACUGACAUCAUUUUGCAAAAAUGCUCUGGUUUGAGGGCUCUAUCCCUGCUGCCAUCGUCUCAGCCAAACAGCAAAACUCCGUCUUCGUCGUCGUGAUAACUGGAGACGAUGAGCAGUCCACACAGAUGUUGUCCAGCUGGGAGGACGGUAGAGUGGCAGAGGCGACGGAUCACUGUUUUGUCGCAAUUAAGAUAGACGCCAAAAGUGAAACCUGUGUGCAGUUCUCACAAAUCUAUCCGGUAGUCUGCAUCCCAUCCAGUUUCUUCAUAGGAGAAAAUGGAAUUCCGCUGGAGGUGAUUGCUGGCAGCGUAUCAGCAGAGGAACUUGUGAAGCGGAUCAACAAGGUCAAACAGAUGCAUACACAGGAGGUGGAGGUGGAGGUCAGGGUUGGCGAUCAGCCCAGCGUGCACCCAGAAGCACCCCCAGAAGUACUCCCUGUGCCUGAUGUCACCCCAGAUCAAAAUGCGCGGCAGCCCUCCCCGGCUGAGAAUGACGAGUCUGGCCACACCUUGCCACCCAGCACAGCCAAUGAGAGCACUGCUCCACCAGCCACAUCCAAAGAAUCCCUGUCCAGGCCAGCAGAGGAGGGGGGCGCCUCGGGGUAUGUGACCCCGGCCGAGGACAGGAGCCUGUCGUCAGAUGACGUUUCCCUCAGCUCUCAGUCUGAAGAGGCCCUUGAUGCCAAAGUGGAGAGGCUAACGAAGAAACUGGAGGAGAGACGGGAGCGGAGGAAGAAAGGAGAGGAGGAGAAUGAGAUAAAGAAGGAGAUGGAGCGCAGGAGGCUGGGAAAGGAGAUGCUGGACUAUAAAAGGAAGCAGGAAGGGGAGAGGACCAAGCGCAUGCUGGAGGAGCGGAACAGGGAGAAGGCGGAGGAGAGGGCGGCCCGGGAGCGCGUGAAGCAGCAGAUUGCCCUGGACCGGGCGGACCGGGCGGCUCGCUAUGCCAAGAACAAGGAAGAGGUGGAGGCGGCCAAGGCAGCAGCACUGCAGGCCCGACAGGCAGAGCUGGAGGCCAAGAAGGAGGCCCUGCAGAGAGAGAGGAGCGCGAUAGCAAGAAUACAGUUCCGUCUCCCAGACGGCUCCUCCUUCACCAACCAGUUUCCAUCAGAGACCAGGCUGCAGGAGGCCAGGCAGUUUGCGGCUCAGGAAGUAGGAAACCGGUAUGGGCAUUUCUCUCUGGCCACCAUGUUCCCCAGGAGAGAGUUCACCGGGGAGGAUCUCGACAAGACCUUACUGGAGCUGGAGCUGGCUCCCAGCGCCUCUAUUGUGCUGCUGCCUCAGACGGGAAGGCCGGCCAACACAGUUGUGCAGUCCUCUGGAGGGGGCAUCUGGGCAGUGCUGGGGACCAUUUUCUACCCCCUGCUGGCUGUUUGGAGGUUCAUUAGCAGCUUCCUCUUCUGCAGCCCCCCGCCCCCUGGCCCCUCCCACAGGGCCCCACCCCAGCGACCCAGUCCUGCCGCCACCUCUUCCAGCGAGCCAAAUAGAGAAUCUAUUCGUAAACGAGUUCUGGAAAAACGACCGGAAGACUUCAAAAAAGACGGCAAAAUCUACAGGCUAAAGACUCAGGAAGACAGCGAGGACGACAACAAUACCUGGAACGGCAACUCUACCCAGCAGAUGUAGCUCACUGAUACUCGAUACUGUGCAAUAAUGUUUGUUUUUUCUUUUUUCUUACCAGGUUUGAGUACAUGUCAGUGGUGGAUUCUGCUUUUUUUGGGGCUGCAGUAAUGCUUUCCUGUACACGCCUGGUCCUGCUGUCCCCUUGCAUGGUUAACUAGAUAUAAUCAAGUGACUUCCCAGUUGGCUUGGACAGCAUUUGAUUUUUGUCAUCAUUUCAUAACUGAUUCUCCCUCUGUAGAAUAUGGCCAGAGCCUUAUUUUGGCACUGAAAUACCUGUAUAUCGGCUAUCAGGAGAUACAAGGUCUGAGUAUGCCAAGAGCUUGAUCAUAUUAAUUAACACCGUUUCAAGAAAUAAAGUGUGAUUUCCAAGGCAACAAUCUGUUUUAUUUAAUGAUGGAUUAAUGAAGAAAACUAGUCAGGCGAAAAUGUGAAACGAGUGGCAGUUGUGUGUUUUAUAUUAAGGUUGUUGUUCCCUAAUGCGUGUAUCGUCUGCCCAGGCAGCAGAAUGUACUACUACUA
Messenger RNA from Megalops cyprinoides (Indo-Pacific tarpon), 2191 nucleotides. Its product is annotated as UBX domain-containing protein 4-like. The transcript has 13 exons. Gene Ontology annotation, molecular function: protein binding. NCBI's taxonomy places the organism in Eukaryota, Metazoa, Chordata, Actinopteri, Elopiformes, Megalopidae. Bases 74 to 1675 code for a protein of 533 amino acids. The record is from RefSeq and is a predicted model, not a curated record.